GCGGAGGGAAAGGCACACACUCGCGCGCUUUUCCAGCCACUCGCUGCAGAUGCGACUGGACGGGCUCAGGUUUGCGGGGAAUAACUACAAAAUCAACAUUCCUUGUGACUUCUCGUUGGAGUCCGUCCUCACCUUACAAGCACUUCUCAAGCUCUGCAGAAUGAACAGGGCAUUUAACAGGAGAAAGGAUAAACCCUGCAUGCACACACCUGAAGCCUUGGUGAGAAGUCAUGUUGUGUAUAAUACAAAGUUCUUGGGAAUCACAGAGGUGGAGCAGCCCAAAGGGACAGACAUGGUCCGUGUGGCCGUCAGGAAGCUGAAGUUUCAAAAGCACAUCAAGAAGUCAGAGGGGCAGAAAACUCCUAAAGUGGAGCUUCAGAUCUCUAUAUAUGGUGUGAAGAUAUUGGACCCUAAAACCAAGGAGAUGCAGCAUAACUGCCAACUUCACAGAAUGUCCUUCUGUGCAGACGACAAAACAGAUAAAAGAAUCUUCACCUUUAUCUGCACAGAACCCGAGACGAAGAAACACCUGUGUUACGUGUUUGACAGUGAAAAAUGUGCGGAGGAGAUCACUCUUGCUAUCGGACAAGCCUUUGAUCUCGCCUACAAAAAGUUCCUAGAGUCUGGUGGAAAAGAUGUAGAGACAAGAAAACAGAUUGGAAACCUUCAGAAACGAAUUCAGGAUUUGGAGAUGGAGAACUCAAAACUGAAGAAGAAGCUUAAGGAGCUGGAGGAUCAGCUGAUGGAGUCUCACUGCUCGCCAAAGCCGUCUGCCUUGUCCUGGUGUGGUGAUGAUGUCACAUCACUGUCCAGCCUAGAGAUCUCCUCUGUCACUCUAACGCCUGUCAGCUCACCCGAUUCCAGCCAAUCAGCAAGCUUGCUCACCCAGCCUCCUGCUAAGCCCACCCACUCACAGCCCACAAGUGGUUACAUCGUGCCACGACCUCGUGCUGGAAGCAUACAAGCUAGAGCGCCCUCUACUGACAUAUUUGAUAUGGUUCCAUUCACUCCCGAAUCUCCAAUAACAAGACGAUUGAACUGUAACGGCAUCUCAUCUCCGUACCUGCCUCCAAAAAAAGACAGAGAUAUAGACCUGUUUGGAGCAGAACCAUUCGAUCCAUUCAUUUGUGGACCAGCUGUCUUCACCCCAGACAUCCAGUCCAAACUGGAUGAGAUGCAGCGGCAGAGAUGGAGGGGUUCCAAAUGGGACUGACUCUAGAGGGGACGGUGUUUUCCCUGGAUCAGGUGGACAGCCGAUGCUGAUUUUGAAAGACGUUUUUGUAUAUGCUGUGAUUCUUGACCACAAAACCCUCAAAAAAUGUCACAUUAAAUAUUUGAUUUUGAAUUGAGUUUGAAAGAAAUGUAGCAGGAGCCAUAAGAAGGUCUGUAGAGGUCAUUUCUAUUUUUAUAUGCUAAAAUCAGCUGAUUGUACAUACAUUUUAUGAUUUGUGUAUUUUAACUUCUUAAUCUUAUAACAGAAAUUGUUGAAGAAGUGAAAGACAUUUUCUAGAGUUUUGACCAAAUUUAGACUGUUUAAAUUCAAAGAUGCAUUCAUUCAUGGCCAAAAGUUGUGUUUAGAAUCUUUUAUACCAAAUUAUGAAAAAGGUAAGGUGGUUGCAGAGGCAGUUGCUCAUGUUGUAAUGGUGCAAUCAUAAACUUUAAUGUUGUAUCUAAAAUAUUUUAUAGAUUUAUAAGCCUUGAAAUAAAAUCAAAAACUGGUGGGUCUUUCAUGUUCAGCAAGAUCAUUGCUGAGGUUUAUAUUUCCAGAUGUUCAGAUCCUUUUUUACUUUCAUUGAUGGCUGUUUUAAUAUUUGUUAAAUGCGUAUCACUUGCUCUUUGAUGGUGAAUAAAUGAAAACGGAUA
Messenger RNA from Sinocyclocheilus anshuiensis, 1863 nucleotides. RefSeq names its product PTB domain-containing engulfment adapter protein 1-like. The transcript has 13 exons. NCBI's taxonomy places the organism in Eukaryota, Metazoa, Chordata, Actinopteri, Cypriniformes, Cyprinidae. The coding region runs from base 50 to 1213 and encodes 387 amino acids. The record is from RefSeq and is a predicted model, not a curated record.